AAGGUAAGAGGCGUUUUCCUUUUUUGCUUAUGAGCUCUCUCCUCUCUCUCUCUUGAAGAAGAAGAAAAUGGAGAGAGAGAGAGAUAGAAGACUCCCCUGUCAAGCCAGAAGGAGGAGGAAGGAAGGAUCUGAUCAAGCCCAGCGAUGGCAGCAACGGGAAGGCCGGCGAUGGCGUCGACGGAAGGUCUGCCAUGGACGCCGACGAUGGUUUCGACGACGACGACUAAGGAUGCGGUGGUUAGGCCACUUGCAGAGUUGGAUUUUGAGGCCUUGCAGAACAUUCUACCCGAGCUUCCUUUAUGGGUGAAAUGCCCGGACUAUGAACGAGUGGACUGGUUGAACAAGUUUCUCUUGGACAUGUGGCCUUACCUUGAUAAGGCCAUUUGUUCUAUAAUUAGAACCACUGCACAACCUAUCUUCAAGGAGUAUAUUGGGAAGUAUGGCAUUGAAGCCAUUGAGUUUGAGCAUCUGACACUUGGAACUCUUCCUCCCACACUUCAUGGUCUCAAAGUGUUCGACACAAAUCAAAAUGAUUUAGUCCUGGAACCAGCAGUUAGGUGGGCUGGCAAUCCCAACAUAACUUUGGUGUUGAAAUUGAAGUCAUUAGCCGUUACUGUUCAGCCUCAUGUAGACUUUGGGCUGAGGAUUCUUGGAGGGGAUGUCAUGUCCAUACCCGGUCUUUAUAGAUUUGUUCAGGAAACCAUAAAAAAGCAGGUGGCAAGCAUGUACCUUUGGCCCCAGACGCUUGAAAUACCCGUCCUUGAUCCUUCAACAGUGGUUGUGAAGAAGCCAGUAGGGCUGCUGCAUGUGAAGGUCAUGCGGGCGAUGAAACUGAUGAAGGCUGAUAUCAUAGGAACCUCCGAUCCCUAUGUGAAGCUCAGUUUGAGCGGAGAGGAUCUACCUACAGUUAAAAAGACCUCAAUCAAGAAGCACAAUCUGAAUCCAGUAUGGAAUGAGAACUUCAGGCUUAUUGUUAAGGACCCCGGUUCUCAACUUCUUCAACUUCACGUGUAUGGUUGGGAUAAGGUUGGUGGCCAUGACACAUUGGGGAUGCAAGUUGUACCCUUGAAAACACUCACUCCACAAGAGACAAAGCAACUAACUCUGGACUUGCUCAAGAGCACCGACGCAUCUGAUCCUCGCGACAAGAAGCAACGAGGCAGAAUCAUGGUGGAGCUGACCCUCGUGCCUUUCAAGGAAGACAGUUCCAUCUCAGGCCGCUUGGAUCAAAUAAAUGGCAGCAGGAAAGGAAGUGGGAAAGGAAGCGAGCUUGUGGACAACGAUGACGAUCCAUUCAAUGGAUCAGGUUUGCUUUCAGUGACAGUACAAUCAGCAGAGGAUGUAGAUGGAGAGAGCCAUAACAACCCUUAUGCUACCCUGCUCUUCAGGGGAGAAAGAAAAAGAACCAAGAUGAUCAGGAAAACCCGCGAUCCACGUUGGAACGAGGAGUUCCAGUUCAUGAUCGACAGUACAUCAAUUUUCUGUAACUUGAUGGAUUCAGUAGUGCAGAUUGAAGAUGAUCUCAAGGUUCGUCUAGCUGAGUAUAAUAAUGUUCGCAGGCAGCUCAAUGCUAUUAAUCGCAAGCAAAGUGGCAGCUUGGCUGUUCGCGAUCUGUCCAGUUUGGUGAAACCUGAAGAUAUAAUUUCCUCUGAACAUCUCAUAACCCUUCUGCCAGUUGUCCCCAAGUAUUCACAGAAGGACUGGUUGGCUAGCUAUGAAACUCUGACUAAUUAUGUGGUUCCAAGGUCGUCCAAGAAGCUGUGUGAAGAUAACGAAUAUGCUCUCUACACUGUAACACUAUUCCGUCGUGUGGCAGACAAUUUCAGAACAACUUCUCGGGAGAAGGGGUUCCAAGUUAUCUCUUUCGUUUUUCAGAUUCGCUUGGCACAAAGCUCCCAUCUUUCUAUAUUUUUUCCCGACAAAUCCGAUCUCUUUUCUGGUGGUCAGUCCAUGAAGGCAAUGGAAGGAACCUCCCCAAUGAUGACAGGCAAGAGAGCUUAUUCUUUAGCAUGGGGUUUGCAGUAUGUGAAUCUUUUCAUGAUCAGAACUGGUUAUAUCAUCUUAGUUGGCCAGGCUCUUAAGGGGAAGCUGUAUCUGUCGUUGCUGGGGAAGAGGAGGCGAUGGAAUGGAGGAUAGUGCAAAUAAUGACAAUUUUGCAUGGUGUGUGAUAGAAUGUUAAUAUAUGCGGAAUUUCAAG
This is a messenger RNA of Linum tenue, 2197 nucleotides long. The record is from the annotation of a GenBank genome assembly. Lineage: Eukaryota; Viridiplantae; Streptophyta; Magnoliopsida; Malpighiales; Linaceae.